Athalia rosae (coleseed sawfly) is the source of this 1035-nucleotide messenger RNA. It is a transcript of the gene RpII33, whose product is annotated as DNA-directed RNA polymerase II subunit RPB3. Gene Ontology annotation, molecular function: protein dimerization activity; DNA-directed RNA polymerase activity. The record is from RefSeq and is a predicted model, not a curated record. Gene Ontology annotation, biological process: DNA-templated transcription. Bases 93 to 923 code for a protein of 276 amino acids. The transcript is spliced from 5 exons. Gene Ontology annotation, cellular component: RNA polymerase II, core complex. Lineage: Eukaryota; Metazoa; Arthropoda; Insecta; Hymenoptera; Athaliidae.
GUUCUACAGUUUCGUAGCAGUUGUCGAAGAUCGUGGACUGAUUUGUGUUUACUUCCAUUUCACGUAUCUCUUGAGCCUGUUUUUCGUUCAAAAUGCCAUACGCUAAUCAGCCCUCUGUUCACAUUACAGAUUUGACUGAGGAAAAUGUCAAGUUUCAAGUAGAAGACACAGAAUUGAGCGUAGCAAAUAGUAUGCGCAGGGUUUUCAUAGCAGAAACUCCUACUAUGGCUAUCGACUGGAUCCAGCUAGAGGCAAAUUCCACAGUAUUGAGCGAUGAGUUUCUUGCCCAUAGAAUAGGAAUGAUACCUUUGAUCAGUGACGAUGUCGUUGACAGAAUUUUGUACACCCGAGAUUGCCAGUGUAUGGAUUUUUGCCCAGACUGUAGCGUUGAAUUUACAUUAGAUGUCAAGUGCCUUGAGGAUCAAACAAGGCACGUUACAACGGCUGAUUUGAAAUCGAGUGAUCCAAGAGUUUUACCUGUAACGUCAAGGCACAGGGAGGACGAUGCUAGCGAGUACGGAGAGACAGACGAAAUAUUGAUAGUCAAACUGCGAAAAGGACAAGAGCUGAAGCUUAGGGCAUACGCGAAAAAGGGUUUUGGUAAAGAGCACGCUAAGUGGAACCCAACAGCUGGAGUGAGUUUUGAAUAUGAUCCUGACAAUGCCAUGCGGCAUACAUUGUUCCCAAAGCCAGACGAAUGGCCUAAGUCAGAAUAUAGCGAGCUUGAGGAAGAUCAAUAUGAGGCACCCUUCAAUUGGGAAGCAAAACCAAACAAGUAUUACUUCAAUGUUGAGAGCAGUGGUGCUUUGAGACCUGAAAAUAUCGUGAUGAUGGGAAUAGUGGCUCUCAAAAACAAGCUGUCUAAUCUCCAGACGCAACUCAGUCACGAGGUUCAAAAUGACGCGCUCAGCAUUCAUCAUUAAUCCAAUACAUUUUUGUAUCUUCAGCUGAUGUAAAUAAUGUUACAUCGGUGAUAGGACGUCUUGGGUACAUCCAUAAUAACAAUAAUAAUGAUAAUUGAUUCCUUUCCGGUAA